AUGGCGGCAAAAGCGGUCGCCGGCGUCUCGUUCCUCUCCUUGUCAUGCCCGCGAACCCACCGGGCUUUGAUCUGGGCUCGGCAGGGACUCGGCCGCGGCUUCGCGGUGAGCACCGCCUGCAUAGGCCUCGUGCAAUCCAUUCCUACUAAAUGGCACUACCUUGUGCCACCAGCGUCCUUUGCAACCGCUUCGGCAGCGUCCUUCGACAUCUUCCAAAAAUUGAAAGAUCCCCCAGAGGCCGGCGAAGAAGACGAUGCGGCAGCAAAGAAGAGGAAACCUUCGGACCGCGUGAUCAGAUUGGUUGAUGAGGUCAUGAACUUGACUUUGAUUGAGGCAGCAGAUCUGUGUGAUCUAUGCCAGGAAAAGCUGGCUGAGAGGUCCGGAGGUCCCACUUUCAAUGCGGCAGCGGUCGCAGGACGGACGCCUUUUCCUCAUCCAGCGAGCAUGUUCGCCGGCAUGGUUAUGCCUGGCAUGAUGGGAAGCAUGGCGGCUCCUGGGGGAAUGAUGCCACCGGCGGCUGGGGCCGUACCGACAGCUUGUGCGGCGGUCGGCAAUGCUGCUCAAGCAGCGGCAACCGAGGUUCCUGCAGAGAACAAAACUGAGAAAAAGGAAGAAGCCAAAGCGGCGUUUUCGAUCAAGCUUCUCGGGUUCGAUGCGCCGAAGAAGGUCGCAGUGGUCAAGGAAGUUCGUGCUAUCACCGCUCUUGGCUUGAAGGAGAGCAAAGAUCUUGUCGAGCAGGCCCCAAAGAUUAUUAAGAAAGCUGUGCCAGCAGCGGAGGCAGAGGCGCUUAAGGUGAAACUGGAGGCUGCGGGUGCGCAAGUAUUGCUGGAGUGA
Besnoitia besnoiti is the source of this 834-nucleotide messenger RNA. Its product is annotated as ribosomal protein l7/l12 c-terminal domain-containing protein. Lineage: Eukaryota; Apicomplexa; Conoidasida; Eucoccidiorida; Sarcocystidae. Gene Ontology annotation, molecular function: structural constituent of ribosome. Gene Ontology annotation, biological process: translation. Gene Ontology annotation, cellular component: ribosome. The coding region runs from base 1 to 834 and encodes 277 amino acids. The record is from RefSeq and is a predicted model, not a curated record. The transcript has 6 exons.